CUCCGCUGCCUCGGCCGGCCCACCUCGCGCGGUCGCCUGGGAGAGAGACGCGUAGGACUCACGCUGCUGGCUGGUCGGAUUCCCGUGGGUACCAGCCGAACAGAGACCCACUAGUUCAGCCGUCACCAGCGUGAGCCUCACAAGAGUCCUGUCCGGCUGAACCGCUCCCAGGAGGGUCGCAAACACACCAGUAUGUCGAGCGAGCCGGGAACGGCAACCAGGACCCCGCGUCCUGGGACCCAGAAGUCGUCCGGCGCGACGACCAAGAAAGGGGAGCGAGGGGCCAAGGAGAAGUCGGCACCAGCCGCCGUCCAGCCGCUGAUGGCUGAGGAGGAGUCCAAAAACCCGGAGGAGUACCAGUGCACGGGGGUGCUAGAGGCCGACUUCGCCGAGCUCUGCGCGCGCUCGGGCUACACCGACUUCCCCAAGGUUGUCACCCGGCCGCGCCCGCACCCUAUCUCCGACUCCUCCGCUUCCACUUCGGAAAAGCCCACCCUCGAGGACCAGCGGCUGUCAGCGUCCUGCAGCCUCAACAGUCUGGAGAGCAAAUACGUGUUCUUCCGGCCCACCAUCCAGGUGGAGCUGGAGCAGGACGACGGCAAGGCGGUGAAGGAGAUCUACAUCCGUGGCUGGAAGGUGGAGGACCGGAUUCUGGGGAUCUUCUCAAAUUGCCUGCCUGCCCUCAGCCAGCUGCAGGCCAUCAACUUGUGGAAAGUAGGGCUGACGGAUGACACCCUGAGCACUUUCAUCGCCCUCCUGCCUCUCUGCUCACCCACGCUCAGGAAGGUGUCUCUGGAGGGGAACCCACUGCCGAAACAGUCCUAUCACAAGCUCAUGGCCAUGGACAGCACGAUCGCUCAUUUGUCUCUGCGGAAUAACAACAUCAACGACUACGGCGCACAGCUCUUGGGCCAGGCUUUGUCUACACUGCACGGCAGCAACCGGACUCUGGUGUCCCUGAACCUGGCCUUCAACUUCAUCGGGGACAAGGGCGCGGGCCACCUGGCGGACGGCCUUCGGCUGAACCGCUCGCUGCUCUGGCUGUCCCUGGCGCACAACCGCAUCCAGGACAAGGGUGCCCUGAAGCUGGCCGAGGUCCUGCGCCCCUUCGAGCUGAAACACCCUGAGGUGGUGGAGCGCCGGCGCCUCCUACUGGAGAAGGCGUCACAGGAGCGGUCAAGAUCGCCAACCUCCUCUCGACAAGCAGAGGCCAAAAUGGAACGGGAGAAGCCUCAGAUGGGGGGGAUCAGCUCUGUGGCACUGGUGGAAAAGAUGCAGUCAAUGAAAACCCUUAAGGGCCUGGCCAAGAAAAAGGAGAAGCCAGGGCCUCCACAGGAAGUGGUUAAGAAGGAGAAGUCACCCACACAAGGAACCCCUAAGAAAGAAGACACCACAAAGCCAGGCAAGGGGAAGGUAACCAUCCCUGAGCAGAAACCAAGCAGGGGGAAAGGGACCAAGCCAGGGAGCAAAGAGAAGCGCAGCAUCCUCUUGGAAUCUGAGCACCUAGGACAGAUCCUGGACUCUAGCCAGCACGCAAAACAUCAGCUGGUUGCAGAAGCUACAGAGAUGAUCAACCCUCUCCUGGAGCCCAUGGAGCACCGAGAUGGGAAGGUUUUCAUGCCUGGGAACAAGGUCCUUUUGUACCUCAACCUCCUCCGAAACCGCAUCACAGAGGUGGGGCUGGAGGGCUUCCUCGCAGCAGUGCGGUACCAGGCACAGCUCUCCAAACCCAGGAGUGCAUCGAAGGGCCCAGUGGGGCUGCUGUGGCUGUCCCUGGCGAAAAACUGCUUCGACUCACAAUGUCCCAUGCACAUCAUGAUCCAGGAACUGAUGCUGCCAAAGGACCCCAUCAAGGUCAAGCUCAAGGAUGAGGAGGCCCCGCCUUUCUCUACCUAGCCCCUACCACCAUCUUCACCGAAGCUCGGGCCACAGACACACUCGCACUGUCACCAUGUGUGGCGACCCACCAGGGGAAACCUUAGACCAGGAACAGACUAUUGCUGUACUUUUCCUUAGGGGUGUUUGAAGUUUGUUCCACAGCUAUGUGAAACAUUUGAUCUGUUCACAUUACAUGGUCAGAAAUGACAGUGUGAAUCACUUCACAGUUCAGCCCCUCCGCCGGCAUCAGAUGGCCAGGGAUUGCCCCUGUCUCUGGAGGACUAGUUCCUGCUUGUCCAGGCCGUCACUUUCCAAGUUUGUCAGAGGAUAUACACUCUGCCAGGGAUUGCCUGUUGACACACACAAGCUGUGGCAGCGGGAGGAGGAGGUACUGAGCAUGUCCCCCUCCAAUCUGGCCCACUCAGGUAUUUGAUGGGUAUGGAAAAGGCCAGGGCUCAGCACCUACGUGGCAAAGACUAAGCAAGCACUGUUGGUAACCUGAACCCAGAGAACACAGACCUGACUCUGAGGCGCCCACAUCCAGUAGCAGGGAGCCCCGAGAAGAGGGGCAGAUUAGAGCCAGUCUCCCUGCCCAGCCCAGGGCACUGACCGCUCCACAUUCGCCUGUGAGCACCCUUACGGCCGGUGAGCCCUCAGACUCUGCGGAGGCACUGGAGCGACAAGCUGUCAUUUCUCUGAAUUCCCAACGCAGAACAUGACGAUCAGACACCCCAGCUUCCUGCUACCCCUGCCAGUCCUCUUGGAGCCCCGGUCCUUCUCCACACUUUAUCAUUGGUGACCUGGCUGUGUCUGAGGGAGUGGGUGCUGGCCAGGCCUCAAUGACCCCUGUACCUUAUGGUCACAGUCCUACUGCUGCCUGGGGGCAGUUCCUGAGGUCCCUGGGCCUUGGGCCCAUUGCUCCUUUGUGUUUGUGUGUAAACUGAGUGCAUUAUCUUUUGAA
Molecule: messenger RNA, 2839 nt
Organism: Chinchilla lanigera (long-tailed chinchilla)
Lineage: Eukaryota; Metazoa; Chordata; Mammalia; Rodentia; Chinchillidae
Gene: Lrrc71
Product: leucine rich repeat containing 71
Exons: 16
Coding region: 193-1896 (567 amino acids)
Molecular function (GO): protein binding
Source: RefSeq, a predicted model, not a curated record